UGGCGCCGAGCUCUGUGGUUAAGAUGGCGGCGGGGCGCGCGGGGGCGAGUCUGUGAAGGAGGAGGAGGCGGAGGCCUGUCCGGAGGAGCCCUGUGGGGAGCCGGGCGGAGCCGGGCGGAGCGGCAUGUGAGGCGGGCGAGGGCGCUGGCGAGGGCCCGGGGCAGCAGCAGGAGGAGGGCCAGGGGGGCCGCGGGGAUGGGCCAGCAGGUGGGCCGCGUCGGGGAGCCGCCCGCCGCCGCCCUCCAGCCGCCUCAGCAGCCUCCUCAGCAACAACAGCAGCCGCAGCAGCCUCUGCCUCUUUCUCAGCCGCAGCCCAAAGGCCUCCGAGGGAGCAGCAGUGGCACCGGCGCGAGGCCCGGCGCGCGGAGGAGGGAGGCGGCGGCGGGGGGGCCCCGAGGCGCCGAGAGCGGCUUCAACGUCUUCGCCCAGCACGAGGCACUGCACCGCCCCUAUGGUUGUGAUACUGAACCCCAGGCACUGAAUGAAGCCAUCAGAUGGAGCUCCAAGGAAAACCUUCUUGGUGCCACUGAGAGCGAUCCCAAUCUUUUUGUUGCACUUUAUGAUUUUGUAGCAAGUGGUGACAACACACUCAGCAUCACCAAAGGUGAGAAGCUACGUGUACUUGGUUACAACCAGAAUGGUGAAUGGAGUGAAGUACGCUCUAAGAAUGGGCAGGGAUGGGUGCCAAGUAACUAUAUCACCCCAGUGAACAGCCUGGAGAAGCAUUCCUGGUAUCAUGGACCAGUAUCACGCAGUGCAGCAGAGUAUCUGCUGAGCAGCCUCAUAAAUGGCAGCUUCCUAGUUCGGGAAAGUGAAAGCAGUCCAGGACAGCUGUCCAUCUCGCUCAGGUACGAGGGACGUGUUUACCACUACAGGAUCAAUACCACAGCAGAUGGCAAGGUGUAUGUGACAGCUGAAAGCCGCUUCAACACCCUGGCAGAGCUAGUUCACCAUCACUCAACAGUAGCGGAUGGCCUGGUGACAACCUUGCAUUACCCAGCACCAAAGUGCAAUAAACCCACUGUCUAUGGCGUAUCUCCCAUCCAUGAUAAGUGGGAGAUGGAGCGAACAGACAUCACCAUGAAGCACAAGCUUGGGGGAGGACAAUAUGGUGAAGUGUAUGUUGGAGUAUGGAAGAAAUACAACCUCACUGUUGCUGUGAAAACACUCAAGGAAGACACUAUGGAGGUGGAAGAGUUCUUGAAAGAAGCCUCUGUUAUGAAGGAAAUCAAACAUCCAAAUUUAGUGCAGUUAUUGGGUGUGUGUACUCUGGAGCCCCCGUUUUACAUAGUGACAGAAUACAUGCCCUUUGGGAACUUGCUGGAUUACCUGCGUGAAUGCAAUCGGGAAGAGGUGACUGCUGUUGUCCUGUUGUAUAUGGCUACCCAGAUAUCUUCUGCUAUGGAGUACUUGGAGAAGAAGAACUUCAUCCACAGGGAUCUUGCGGCUCGUAAUUGUUUAGUUGGAGAAAAUCAUGUGGUGAAAGUGGCUGAUUUUGGAUUAAGCAGACUGAUGACUGGAGACACGUAUACAGCUCAUGCCGGGGCAAAGUUCCCUAUCAAAUGGACAGCACCUGAGAGUCUGGCCUACAACACAUUCUCAAUCAAAUCAGAUGUUUGGGCUUUUGGAGUCUUGUUAUGGGAGAUUGCCACCUAUGGAAUGUCACCCUAUCCUGGCAUUGACCUCUCUCAGGUUUAUGAUCUGCUGGAAAAGGGCUAUCGAAUGGAACAGCCUGAAGGUUGUCCCCCAAAGGUCUAUGAACUCAUGAGAGCAUGCUGGAAAUGGAACCCUCUAGACAGGCCUUCAUUUGCUGAGACUCAUCAAGCCUUUGAAACCAUGUUCCAUGAUUCCAGCAUCUCUGAAGUGCCUCUCGUUAGCACCCAGAUCUGCUUUCCUCUUCCCUUGCUGCUCUCUGUUCCAACUAUUCCCCUGAUGUUUCUUACAGAAGUGGCAGAAGAACUUGGAAGGACAGCUUCCUCUUCAUCCAUAGUUCCAUAUCUGCCCCGAUUACCCAUGCUUCCUUCCAAGACACGGACCUUGAAAAAACAAGCAGAAAAUAAAGAGAAUAUUGAAGGAACCCAGGAAGCUGUGGAACAUUCUCCUUCCAGUUCUGCACCAGGUUUUAUUAGAAGCACACAGCAGACCAGUGGAUCUCCAGCACUACCUCGCAAGCAGAGAGACAAGUCCCCCAGUGGCCUUCUUGAAGACACUAGAGAGACAACUUUUACUAGAGACAGAAAAGGUGGUUUCUUUAGCUCGUUCAUGAAGAAGAAAAAUGCCCCAACGCCUCCAAAACGCAGCAGCUCAUUCCGUGAGAUGGAAAACCAACCUCACAAGAAGUAUGAGUUGACGGGCAAUUUUUCAGGAGCUGGUCCUUUGCAACACAUUGAUGGAUUUUCAUUUACCUCCUCCCAGCAGGAUGGGACCCUUUGCUCGUCCAAGUGCUAUGUUGGGGGCUUUGCACAGCGGAACUUCUAUGGUGAGGAUGGUGGUGGAGGGAGCACUAGUAGUGGUGGAGGCACUGGUAGCGGGUGGUCGGGCCUUUCAGGCUUCUUCACUCCGCGGCUAAUUAAAAAGACACUGGGCUUGCGCACUGGAAGGCCCACUGGUGCUGAAGAAGUGUCAAAGCCUUUCCCUCGGUCCAAUUCGACAUCGUCAAUGUCCUCAGGUCUUCCUGAGCAAGAGAGAAUGGCAAUGACCCUUCCCCGAAAUUGCCACAGAUCCAAAGUUCAGCUGGAGAGGACAGUAUCCACCUCCUCUCAGCCAGAGGAGAACGCAGGCAAGUCCAGUGAUCUGCUCUCUAAAAGGUGUGAAGAAGUCUCCACUUUGACCAGAGACAGACCAAAAGCCAAACUUCUGUCAAGAGGAGCUGUUCCCCCCAAGACCUCUUCUGUGGAUGCGGCUAUUUCAGAAAAAGAUUGUCAGGGAUCAACGGCAACAGCAAGCCUGAAGAGCAAAGAGAAGAACAGUGGGACACGGCAAGGGUCAGUCGAAGGUGAAGAGAAGACAAGCUGGCCUUCUCCAGCCAAGGCUGCAGUCUCGCUUCCAACUACUCACAAUCACAAAGUGCCCGUCCUCAUCUCACCCACUCUAAAGCAUACUCCAGCUGAAGUGCAGCUCAUUGGCACAGACUCUCAGGGGAAUCGGUUCAAGCUCUUAUCGGAGCAUCAGGCCACUGCUUCCAGUGACAGGCCCAGACGGAUAAAACCAAAAUGUGCUCCUCCACCACCACCCAUCAUGAGGCUCCUUCACCAGCCUCCCGCUUGCUCAGAUGCAGCAGACGAAUUGAAUAAUGGAGCGCUGGUCCAGCAGGGGCAGGGAUCCAGUGAGGGCAGCAAAAAGACAGCAGUGGCACCUGUGAGUGGGAAAGCUGGAAGGCCCAUUAUGCCUCCGCCUCAAGUGCCUCUGUCCUUAUCAUCCACCUCGCCUGCCAAAAUGGCCAACGGCACGGCAGGAGCCAAAGUCGCGCUGAGAAAGACCAAACAGACAGCAGAGAGAAUCUCAGCAGACAAAAUCAGCAAAGAGGCGCUCUUGGAAUGUGCAGACCUUCUCUCAAGUGCCAUUGCAGAGCCCACCACAAACAGCCACCUGGUGGACACUGGUCACCAGCUCUUAGAUUACUGCUCAGGCUACGUGGACUGCAUCCCCCAAACACGCAACAAGUUUGCCUUCCGGGAAGCUGUGAGCAAACUGGAACUCAGCCUGCAGGAACUGCAGGUAUCCUCGACGGCUGCUAGUGUGCCUGGGGCGAGUCCUGUACUUAAUAACUUAUUGUCUUGUGUUCAAGAAAUCAGUGAUGUUGUCCAGAGGUAGCUACUGUCAAAUAAUCUGGUUAGGAGGGGAAAAUGUACACCAAGAGGAGGGAGAAGUGUCGGGGUGACUACUUCUAAUGUGUGUGCGUGUGUUUUCUCCUCCAUUGAUGAUUUUGAAAAGAGAGACUGAUACUUGAGUAAGUUUUAUGUGAAGUACCUCAGAUCACUGAGCUCUCGUGUUUACAGGUUCAUCUCAGUACAUGGGACGGAGGGGAGGGUUCCAAGCCUCAAGGGGUCAGGCGGUUGCAGCCAAGAAGGGAAGAAUGUUAAGAAUUUGCUCUGGCUGGAAAGUGCACCUGCACAAGGGGAGCUUGUGCUCUCAUCCAGCAGGUUGACACAUCGACAACAGAGCCUUUGUUUUGGGAAGGGCUGCUGUGCCCUGUGAUGUUACCCAACUGACCAGAAUUGUUGAUGGAGGGGUCAGGGAUUCUUUUCUGCACUACUGCAUGUUUCACUUCCCGAGAUCCCGAGUUCAGAGGCUCCGUUGAAAGUGGAGUUUUGACGGACCUUCCCAAGAGGGAAUAAAUUAAUUUUGGGGAAGGCCCAUUGCAUUAAAUCAGUAUAUGGAAAUUUGGGAAGUUGAUGCACUAGCCCACCUGGCAGAACUUCCACAGUGCGUCUUGCUGCUGUAAUCAGAGAUACAAAAAAACAAAAGAUGAGCUGAUGUACGAAACACAUCCCUUUUUGUCAUUGUCCCCACCUCUUUUACCACGCACGUUCACUCGCUCACAACGUCUGCAGUGAUAGUUGGGCAGAUUUGCAUUUCACACAAUCACACCCUCCACUCGGAACUGGCUAUCAUCACCUUUUGGGUAGUGUAGCAUAGGUGUCUAUUCUGGAAAUCACUUGAGUGGUUUGAAGCUGUAGCACAAACUGACCAGCACGUGUCCAAAAGCUGUUAAAUUCUGUCUGUUUUUAAAGAUUGCUGUAACACUGGCUCCUUCUCCUUCAGUAAGCCUUGAAGGGCCACCCUUGGAUCAAAGGCACUGCAGAAUGCUGCUACUGCUGCUCUCUACAUUCCUUUUUAACAAAUACCCAUCUUAAUCCAGCCAUAGUUGUCAAGGGAACCCAAGGCAAGAAUGUCUACAGAAAACUCCAUUAGGGCAACAGUGGUGACAUUCACAAAUCUUACUCAAAUAUAGAUAUUUUCCUCUGUGCAGAAUUCCAGUACAUUUUGGUUACCAGGAAAUGCCCUUCAUUGUGUAGCAUUACUGGAAGGGGAACAAUGUAGCAGGGUGGGAGUUUGCCCCCUUUUGCUUUGUACACUUGAAAUUGUGGUAAAGGAUAGCAAGUUAUGGAGCUCAGUUCAGGCAGGAGGUGGGGGGAGAUGAUGGUCUUCAUUUGGUAGAGAUCUGUGUGCACACAUUUUUCCCUUCAGACCAAUAGUUUGUCAUGCUGCAGGUGCCCAUUUUGCUGUCACACCUCUUUCUGACGAGGGCAAAUUGAGUAUCCCUACAGUAUCAAAAUGUCUGUAUGGUGGGAUGGGUGAUGCCCCCGAUCAUGCCAACCACUGUUGCCAAGUAAAUCAGAAACAAGCCUUGCUUACACAUUCUGAUUUCAGCUAUUCAUCCACUCCCCUCAGGAAAUCCUCGCUUUCGACAAUGCCCACAUAAUAUCUCUGUGUUUGAUUUAAUUUAUAGAAGUAUAUGUAAAGUCUACAGUAUGCUGCUAUUCAUGAGACAUCUCUUCUAAGAAACACAAGAACAUGAAACCUCACUUACAUCCAGUACAGCAUGUCAAAACUGUUCCCUCACAAAGUGGUAUUUUUGUCUUUUGCUACGGCUGAGUUAGCUACACUGAAAGGUUAAAAGCGUGUCAAGGUUUUUUUGUGGUGAAUAAUGUAUAUGGCAUGGGAAGGAAGUGCUUGUUCUCAGAACCCACUGAAAGGGUCUUUUGCUCCAGGCUAAGUGUCUUUCCAAUACAUUCUUGCUGGUGAAGGAAGGAAUUUUUGGUUUGGGAGCCAUGUACCCCCUUUUAUCGCACACUCAAAAAAUCAGCCACAUUUAUCACUACCUUCUUAGUCUGUGUUAGCAUGAUCGGUCAGAUAUUUUCAAGGUUUGAUUUGCUCUGCACCUUAAACUUUAUGAAACAUAACAUUUUUAUUUAAAAUAUUGAGAUGAAAUAUAAUUUUUAUGUUGUGCAAUUUAUUUUUUAUAUUGAACCCCUAUACAUUUGCCACACUUUGGGGAGUUUAUCGGAGAACUAGAAUGGCAUCAACUCUGACAAAUAUUUGUUGCUCUAAUACAGUGGUUCUCAACCUAAGUCCACAGAUGUUUUGACUUUUUCCUCCCAGAAAUCCUAACAGCUGGUAAACUGGCUUGGAUUUCUGGGAGUUGUGGGCCAAAACAUCUGGGGAUCCACAGGUUGAGAACCACUGCUCUAAUAGGUGCAUGAUGUUGUAAAACAUUAAAGGGACCAGAUUGCUUUACAAUGCAGGCUCACUGAAUUAAAACUGGGCACAUGAAGGUUUGGAUGACUGGGUACAAAUUAUAUGCAUGAAAUGAAAAAUAACUGACAGGAAACAGUGUCCCGAAUAUUUCUCCUUCCAUUGAUCCCCUGCAUUUCUCUCCUGAGUUGUAAACUUUCCCUGAGGAUCUAGGAAAAGAAAAGCAGUGUCUUGGAAGAGCGCCUCACUGGGCAAUGCUUGGUUUCAGGGUCUCAUACCCUCCCAUUCUCACUAACCCCACUUCCCAAACAGUCUUUCAUCAUUCCCUGGUUACGGAGCAUGCUCUGUCCUCAUUGGACUGUUUAUGGGUUUUCUUUUGACCCCUCCCCCCAAGUAUGGAUUUUUUUAAAUUAUGGAAACUUCUCUCUUGUGUGUGUUGGCACUACCAUUUUGAUUCAGUAAGAACACCCAGAGAAUUGAGGUUGCUAUUAGUGUAUAUGUGUGGCGGGGGGACUUCCCUAGUGCAUAAUUAUGAACUAGUUUUCUCUAGUUCAAAUGUAUCUGCCACAUGUUGUCUAACAUCUGCAAUUGUUGGAUACCUAGUUACAGUACAACAGCAUGUCAUCCUGACCUCUGUGAGGUUUCUUGGAAUUACUGAAGUAGAACUUUCUUUCUGAUUCAUUCCAUACACAACAAUUAUACAAGGUGCAGCAGCAUAACUUCCUUUUUUCAAAACUUAAUAAAACUCGUAUGAAUCAGAAAAAGUUAUAAUGUAGGCGCAUACCUAAAGUUUUGUUUUACGUAGUUUUGAAGAUCAAAUUAGGUAGGUGACGUCCCCCAUUCUCCAUUCUCUAUACACUGAGUAAACUGAUUUCUGGUGUUUGUCAUGACCCUUGCCAGCAUAGCAGGCGUUAACAUUGACAAUUUCUUCCUGGAUGUUGGUCUUCAUAUCUUGUAGGGCCCUUGGACGGUUCACAUAAACACGGGAUUUCAAAAAACCCCAUAGAAAAAAAUCACAUGGGGCCAAAUCUGGAGAGUGGGCCGGCCACUCCAAAUCCGCUCGAAAAGUAGGCCUCAACGGCAAAAGCACGCUCCUCACUGUUCCAAUGCAUGAUGGGACUGAACUUUGUCAGGACAAAACUUUAUACUCCCACCUCUCGAACGAGACCACUAGCGC
Messenger RNA from Anolis sagrei ordinatus, 7375 nucleotides. RefSeq names its product ABL proto-oncogene 2, non-receptor tyrosine kinase (gene ABL2). Gene Ontology annotation, molecular function: ATP binding; protein binding; non-membrane spanning protein tyrosine kinase activity. NCBI's taxonomy places the organism in Eukaryota, Metazoa, Chordata, Lepidosauria, Squamata, Anolidae. The record is from RefSeq and is a predicted model, not a curated record. Gene Ontology annotation, biological process: regulation of apoptotic process; protein phosphorylation.